GCCGCGCCUGAGGUGCGCUCCUCAAGAGCCGCAUCGAGUCGAGAUCGCUGCAGAGCUCCCCUCCCCUGUCCCUGUUGAGGCACGGUACAGCCCGCCAUCGUUUCCCGCUGUUGCUCUCCUUAGACGGGACUGUGCCUGCGUUCCUGCUGCAGGAUGAAGAGGAUCUUCGGGUUCGGGAGGAAGAGGAAGGGGCAGCCGCCGCCCGGCAGCGCCUCCCUUCCCUGCCCCGCUGGUGCCUACGAGCUUCGGCAGAAGGACCUGGGCAAGCUACACCGCGCGGCCGCCAGCGGCGACCUGGCCCAGGUGCGGCAGGGACUGAGGAAAUACAGCAUCGACGGGCGGGACAAGGCGGAGCGGACAGCUCUGCAUCUUGCUUGUGCAAAUGGCCAUGUGGAGGUAGUUAUGUGUCUCAUAGAAAACAAGUGUAAGCUAAAUCUUCUUGACAGUGAUAACAGAUCGCCACUGAUGAAGGCAGUACAGUGCCAGCAAGAAAAAUGUGUGGCUGUUCUGCUAGAACAUGGUGCCGACCCAAAUCUGGCAGAUGCUGACGGCAACACUGCCCUUCACCUGGCUGUCCUGUCUGGUAAUACUACUGUAGCAGGGCUGUUACUUGAGCAUAAUGCCAGUAUUGAGGCCCAAAAUAAGGAGGGAUAUACGCCUCUUAUUCUUGCUGUUUCUGAACAUCAUGAAGAAAUAAUGGAGUUACUCCUUAAAAAAGGAGCUGAUGUGCAUGCUCGAGAUCUAUGUGAAAGAACCCCACUUAUGACUGCUGCUUCUGGUGGAGAGCUUAGUCUGAUAAAGGUUCUUCUGCGGUAUGGGGCUGAUGUGUCCCAUAAAGACACUAACGGAUGGACAGCUGAGGAUUAUGCUGUUAUUCAUGGAUAUUCUAGUCUUAGUAAACAACUGGCAGAAUAUGCAGACUGGGAAAACACAGGAGAAGCUUCUACAGGUGGAGGUGCACGAGGCAUCGCAGCACUUGGCACUCCACAUCGGGCAGCAGCUGCUGGCUUUACAUUGGGUGCACCUGCUGUGGACAGAGGAGCAAUAGAUGACUUCUCUCAAGGAGACUCAAUAAGAAGCUCUGAGAAGGAGGGGAGUGAUGACAGUUGGCAUACCUCUGAGGAAGAGGAACUUGAUUUUACCCCCAAGAAGCUGCAGAAGCCAAACCUGACACUGUUAAUGAAUGCUUCACAGCAGUUCAGGAAAAACAAUGAUGGUGGUGGUUCUAGAAUUGAAACUCCUAAGUCACCAAAGAAAAGUCUCAAACAAAGAAUGCCAUCAGGUGCAAGUGUGAACAAAGGAGACAGUGAGGAAUUGUUUAAUCAAGAUGUCUCAGCUGCAAGCAACCAGGAUGAAGAAGAAUUGGAGGAGGAAGAGGACGAAGAGGAUGAAAAUUACAAUGGAGAUGGUGAUGAAGAUUAUGAGGAGGAAGAGGAGGAGGAGGAGGAGGAGGAAGAUUUUACUGAAGAUGAAAAGGAGGAGGAAGACCUGGAAGAUGAAGAAACUCAGUCUAAUGAAAUACUAGAAGAAGAGAAAACAGAAUCUAAAGGGGAAAUUAAUCAGAAAUUAGAGUAUUUCAGUAAAGCAAAGUGUGAAGGAGAUGCUCGAUGUGGAACUGGAGAUGUCUGUGAUGAUGAACAUGAUGAAAAAGUGAAGGAAUCUGUUGAUACUCCUGUGUCUUUCAUAGCUGGGUCUUGUGAAAAAUUUCAAGAAAAUAAAACGGUGGUGUCUCCUAAGAUCAUGAAUAAUGAAAUAUCUUGCAAGUCAGUACCAAAACAAGCUGUCUUUCAAAAUCUAAAUAAUCUGCAAGAUAUGCAAGAAAGCUGGAACAGGAAAAGCAUGAUUGAGGAGACAUUUCACAGAAAGGCUGACUCCUGUUUUGCAGACUCUGAAAUGACAGACUGGAAAAAAGAGGUACCUCAGCCUCUCUUAGAUAGUUGUGGUGUUAAGGAGAAAAAGUCAAACUUCACUGAUGGUUUUGAAAGUGGCAGUAAUUCUUGGUUAGCAGAAAAACACCCAGGAUCUGAAAGUGAAAGACCAACCUCUGUCAUACUUGAACAUGUGGAUGGUGAAGAUACUGAAGAGGAAUAUGAAGGAGUAGAUAAUAAAGUCUGUAAACCACUGAAACAAGAAAGUGAAAACUUGCACUUAAAUAAGCAAGAAGAAAAUUUGAGAGCAGCAUUUCAUUCAAGCACUGAAGAAGAAUCAUCUGACCACAAAGAAGAGGAGAAGGAGGGCCCUGGAAAAAAGCUACAAACUACAGUUGUUGAGGAUGUGAAGAAUUCUGUUUGUAAUGAUACACAUGAAGUCCACAAAGCUUCAAAGGACAACUCCGGUGCUCUUCCAACAGUGGGAGCAGAGCAAGAGGAAGAUGAUGAAUCUCCCUGGGAUUCUGAGGUUACACAGGCAGAUUCUGAAAUGCCAGGAAAAAUACCAUGUGGUGUGCUGCUGUCAGCUGCAGAGAGACAUGGACCAUGCUCCCAGUUUGUUUCAGGGCAAAGUGACAAUGGCUUUUUGGAGAAACCCAACAAUUCACAGCUGAAGACUCCCGUAUCUGCUUUGAAAAUGAAUGAAACUUCUCCUAAAAACAGGCAGCAGAAAUCAGAUCUUCUGCAGGAAUUUGAUUUAGAAGAUGUUGAGGAUAUUGAAGGUGAGGUCUCAGGAUCUACUUCUCAUAUGUCAUCAGCAGCUGAAAAAGAAGAUGAUAAGGAUACCAUUGAAAACUAUGGAGUGUGGGUUGAGAAGGAAAAAAGCAAAGAAAGAUGUUUCAAUACACAGACAGUGGCAGAAGAGGAAAAUGCUGAUAAAUUAAAUACAUCACAAGGCAGCAUUACUAAUCAGCAAAUGAAAGAAAAGCUUACACUAAGGCAGAAUGACUGUUUGAAAAUGGAGGAUGAAAACACUACAGAAGAAAAAGUUAUCAAGAAUUUUUCGCCUGAGGAGAGUGAAUUUGCCCUGAAUCAUGACGUUGCAAAGAAAAAUAAAGGACAAACUUCAAAGCAGAAGGCUAAUCAGCAGAUGAGCUCUUCCAGUGGGAAUAAUUUUCGAGUACCAGAUGAUAGCUCUUUCAGUGAAACCUCUCAAGAGGACGGAAGACCUGCAGCAAAAACAGCGAGUGAAAAGAAUAAGGUCAGCAUACAAAUGGAUGUAACUGAUGACCUUGAUUUAACUCAUUCAUCUGACACAACUUCAGAGGAUGUCAAAUUACCAACAUCCACCUACAAAGAGGCUGUGUUGCUCUUAGAACAGCUUACUGUGGAUCAUACAGGUUCUGCUAUUUUACUGAAAAUUCAAAACAUACUUCUUAAAUAUGAACAAAUAAUAGAGCAUGAAAAAAAUCGGUAUGCAGCAGUCUGGAGAGAAGUAAGAAAGUUGAAAAGUGAAAAGGAGGAAUCAAAAUUAAUAGCAGAAGAGACUCAAGAUUUGAAAUCCAUAUUAGCUCAUCAAGAAGUGGAAUGGAAGAGUGAUAUCCAAAGCCUUAAGUUUACUUUGAAACAAGAAGAAGAAAAGAGGCUCAGAGUAGAAACACUAUAUGAGAAAACAAGAGAGAAGCUCAGAAGAAAAGAAGAGCAAUAUUGUAAAGAGAUGGAGGAGAAACAGCAACUUGAGUUACAAUCAAGGAAUUUGGAAAUGGAGUUAGUAACACUGAGAAAGCUCCUCAAACAGGUUGAAGAUGAGCGUGAUGAAACACAGAGACAGCUCUCUCAGGAAAAGAGUGCCAGAGCCCUGCAAGAAGGCAUUUUGAACAACCACCUUUGGAGACAAAAGGAACUAGAAGAAGAGACAAGAAGAACUACAGGAAAAAGUUCAGAUGAAUCUGACAGUGAGCGAGAAAAGGAUCUGUUGUACAAAAAUCAGUUACUGCAAGAUGAGAUUGCUGUGCUAAGACUAGAACUUGAUCAAAUAAGACUUAGGCACCAGGAGGAAGAAGGAAAAUAUUUAGAGGAAAAUGAGACCUUGAAAGAAAAAAAUGAAGAUCUUAAAAAAGAACUUAAGCUCAGUGAGGAAGCCUUAACACAAACAGUUUUUCAGUACAAUGGACAACUGAACUUACUAAAGACAGAAUCCACAAUGCUAACUUCCAAGCUUGAGCAGACAAAAGAAAGUAAAGACAGAUUAGAGACAGAAAUCGAAUCAUUUCGUUCCCGCUUGAACACUGCUGUUCAAGAACUUGAACGUCACCAGUCAUCAAAAAGUGAUGUCGAACGAACGUUUCAGAGAGAACGUGAUGAAUGGCUUCGCUUGCAAGACAAGCUCCAUCAUGACCUCUCAGACGUGCGAGAAACCAACAAGAGCUUGUCUCAGCAGCUGAGUAAAGCUGAAAGCAAAGCUAAUAGUCUAGAAAAUGAGCUUCACCAGUUAAAACAAACACUCAGAGAAAAAACGCUGUUUUUAGAAAUGACACAAAAAGAAUUAAGUCAAGCCCAGUGUCAGGCAAAGGAAUACGAUCAUGCUCGACAGCUUGAGAAAGACCAAGUAAACAAACUUAUAAUAAAGCAGGAAUCCAUGCAGGAGCGAUUAGCCCAGCUCCAGAGUGAAAACCUUUUGCUCCGUCAGCAGCUGGAAGAUCUGCAGAACAAGGGGAUCAUCAAAGAAAAAGUAGUGAGUGAUGUGCAAGAUCGGUUUAAUGAUAUUUUCAACAAACUCAGAGCUGAUACUGAAAAGCAAGUUUACCUCGUGGAAGAGAGAAACAAGGAAUUAAAUGCCAAAUGUAUUGAUUUAAGAGAACAAGUCUUCAAAUAUGAGACUGACAAAAUAGAGAGAGAGGGCAUGAUCAGACAGCUGCAACAGGAGCUUGCUGAUGCUCUGAAAAAGCAAUCUAUGUCAGAAGCUUCAUUGGAGGUUACUACGCGCUACCGCAGUGACCUGGAGGAAGACAAGCUUCGCUUGCAAAAGGAAUUGGAAAAGGCUAAAACCAAGUUGCUGGAUGUGGAAGAAAAAUAUCUUCAGUCUGAGUGUUGUGUUCGUGACUUGAAGACUGCCUUGGAUGAGAAGGAAAGAGAAGCAACAGCUUGUGCCCAGAAAUUGCAGGACCAGCUGUUGGCAUCUUCUGAGACUAAUACUACUAUGAAACAACUGGAAGAACACGUGCAACACCUUGAAAUUGAAAACACCAGAUUGGAAGCCACUGUCCAGCAACAAAGCAACAGGAUUGAAGCCCUGCAGAGAGACCUGCAAACCUCUGCCUCAGUUCAUAACCGCCUGGAAGACUUGAUAAUGAACUUACAGACAGCACAGGCAGCUGCAGAAGACCACCACAAGCAGGGGCAAAAGCAGAAUAUACUGGCACUGACAUCAAAGGACUUGCAGAACAUGUGGGAAGAGCAGUUUAGGUCAAGAUCCAACCUCGAAGAGCGUGUUGCUCAACUUGACAGGGAAAAGGCAGACCUCUUUGAACAGUGUGAGAGUGAAAGAAAGAAGGUGAAGAAACUGAUAGAGUUAAAACGCCCAGUUGAACUCCGUCUGGACCAAGAAAUGAGAAGAAACUUAGAAUUGCAGAAAGACUUUAAGAGGUUGAAGAGACUUCUCAGUAGAGCUACGAAGAAAAUAAGGGUGUAUGAGGAGAGAGAAGUGGAGUCACAGCUUAAUUUGAAGGGGGAAAUGAAGAGCAGAUAUUCUGAAAUGGUCAGUGAAGUUGAUAGAUUGAGAACAAAGGUGAGCUCUGCUUAAUUUGGGGUUGGUUUGGUUGUAGUGUUAAUUCUUUUCAAACCUAUGUGAAGCUUUCUCUAUUUCUUGUCAUGUUGAUGAUUUUCUUUCCUUGGCUGUAUUUUAGAUUUGAUUGAUCUCUCUCAAUGCUUUUUCUACUGUUAAAGAAGCAAGUGACUAUAACUACUACUGAUGUCGUUGUCAUUAUGGGUAAAGAUGCAAUCCUUAAGUGCAAAGCAGCAUCUGCAAUGGCACAGGAGGGGUAGACUGUACUGCAGAGGAAGGGCAAGCCAAGAGUGGCAGCAAGGCUGGCAGAGUCCAUGACCUCAUGGGCCAGGGAGCUGCCAUACAGGCACUCACCAAGAAGAACAGAACAGGUCUGGAGAUAGCAAGCGGGGUCAGCCAAGAGUGCAGGUCCUCAGGCCAGGCCUUAGGGAUGGGCAGUUCUGCUGUCUUACCAGGAUGUCAUG
This is a messenger RNA of Sturnus vulgaris (Common starling), 6116 nucleotides long. The record is from RefSeq and is a predicted model, not a curated record. NCBI's taxonomy places the organism in Eukaryota, Metazoa, Chordata, Aves, Passeriformes, Sturnidae.